Molecule: messenger RNA, 930 nt
Organism: Moneuplotes crassus
Lineage: Eukaryota; Ciliophora; Spirotrichea; Euplotida; Euplotidae
Source: the annotation of a GenBank genome assembly
UAAUUGAAUAUGGGAGUGAAUUGAACAUCAUCGACGUUCGUCAAAGAAAAACAUCAUAGCAACACAAAGGUUGUAAUUGACUUAGAAAAGAACGUGGACAUCCGAUCAGUUCUACGACACCCCUCAAUAAGGCACCAGAACUUGGCUGAGCUGAGACUAACUAAUUUAAAACUCAACUUUAUGGAAUAUAUCAUCCAUGUUGGAAAUAACCAACUUCUUCAGAGCUGACUCAAGCAUAGAUCAGAUCCUCAGAUUUCAGAGGUUUUUGAUAGAGUCUAUGAUUACCAUAAGUUAUGUGAGACUGCUCUCCGUUGUGUUAACAAAGAAGCCUUAGAGAUGCUGAUAAGUUAUCAUGAGAAUUAUGACCUGAGAGUGAAGAAUACUGAAGGAAUUGCUCCUAUUGAGGUUGCUAUGUCUGAUACAGAUAAGGAUAAGCUUAGAGCGGUCACAGCUGAGAUGGGUUCGGCCAAAGGUUCUCUGUAUAAGACUAGAUCUGGAUCGAAGUCUGACAAAAGUCAAGUUAAUAAGAAUAGUGAGGCAGGCUGGGAGAAUGCUAAGAUAAAACCAGAACCUACCCUUUCAUUAAAGGAUAAAGUCGCACCAACUCCAAAUGAAGAUGGUUCUUUUGAAUCAGAUGGUGAAGAAUCAAAAAUUCAUCAUCACCUUUCAAAGAACAAAGAGGAUACCCCUCAUAGCCAUUCUUCAUCUUUGAGGAAUCUGGAUGAGGAAGAUAGAAAAUCAGAGUUUAUGGCACCAAAGAAAAACAAUUACGUUGAUAAUCAAGACCUUGAAGAAGGAACCAGUAAGAACUUGAUACUUGUAGAAGAGAAUGGAGAAGAUAUUACCAUUGGUCAUGAUGAUGCCCCUUUUGCUAGUUUGUCCAUGGAUGAUGAUGGCAUUUAAGAUUAAUUUAUGAAAUUUCAAUUUGUA